AUGUUGCCUUAUAUAAUACCCUUGCUAGCUGGCCUCACCAUACCAGUCGCCGCAACCGCAGCAGGACCAGCAGCAUGCACAAAAAUAGCAACAGAACUAGGCUCGGCCAAAGUCAACGCUAACCAACUGAGCUCGAACUAUACCAACAGCCUCGAAUACUGGAACACAAUCCAGGACGAGUACAAACCAUCCUGCAUUGUCUUCCCCAGUUCGGCGCAAGAUGUCUCAGUCUCUCUCAAAGCCAUUCGCGCCGCAGGAAGCCGCUUCGCAAUCAAAGCCGGCGGCCACAAUCCCAACACAUUCUUCUCCUCCGUCCAGGCGGGUGUCUUGCUAGAUCUGAGCAGCAUGACCGCCAAAUCUUACGACCCGGAGACUACCCUGGCAACCUACGAGCCAGGCGGCGUCUUCGGCGAUGUAUACGAGUACUUCGCUCAAUGGAAUCGCACUGUCGUCGGCGCCCGUCUAGCAGGUGUAGGAACAGGUCUCGCCCUAGGCGGUGGAAUGAGCUACCUAUCCCCGCAAUACGGACUUGCUUGCGAUUCCUUCCGUGAACUCGAGAUCGUGCUACCUGACGGCCAAAUCGUGAAGGCAUCGGACAAGGAGAACCCGGAUCUCUUCUUUGCAUCGCGCGGUGGAGGCGGAAAUGCCUACGGCGUUGUGACAAAGUACACAGUUCAGAGCCGACCGAUUGGCGAAUUCUGGGCUGGCAACUUGAUCUACGUUGCCGAUCAACGGGACUCAGUUAUUGAGGCGAUUGGGAACUUCAUUCAAUAUAAUACCGACCCCAAGGCCGCGAUUAUCGGUACUUAUGAGAAACUGCCGUUACCGGAUUUGAAUCUUAAUCUCGAUGAGGCAAUUCUCAUGUUCCUUGUUUAUGAUGGGCCGAAUCCGGGUGACGCGUUCAAGAAUUUUACUGAUAUCAAGGCUUUGAUUGAUACGACAGGUAUCAAGAGUUACAACGAAGUCGUCAAUAUGCCUGUCCCGAUGUCGACGGAGAUUUCCCGUGGUGCGAACAUGUUCCGCGUCGGCGUUCAUCGUCCAGAAAACAAUUCGUAUGAAAAUGCGCUCGAUAAGUGGCGGACCUGGGCUGAAGACAACAAGGGGAGCUACGAGCUUCUUUCAAUCGAUUUCCAGCCCAUUCCGAAGAGUCUUACGGAUGCUAGUAAGGCUCAGGGUGGAAAUGCGAUGCAAAUGCCUGAUGGACCGUACUUUUGGUUGAAUUAUCUCAUUACAACGCCGUCUGGAAUGACUGAAGCCAAGUAUAAUGCUGCGCAGGCUAGUUACCGGGACAUGAUCAAGGAGACGGGCAAUGAUGAGGGAUUGCCUCUAUUUAUCAAUGAUGCAAACAAGGAUCAAAACCCGUUGCAAACUUUUUCGACUUUCAAGAAGUUGCAGGCUAUCAAGAAGAAGUAUGAUCCGGAUAACUUCUUUGCGGAUUAUACUGGAGGUUGGUCGUUUGCUUGA
Messenger RNA from Penicillium pulvis, 1464 nucleotides. RefSeq names its product FAD-binding oxidoreductase. Lineage: Eukaryota; Fungi; Ascomycota; Eurotiomycetes; Eurotiales; Aspergillaceae. Gene Ontology annotation, molecular function: FAD binding; oxidoreductase activity. The coding region runs from base 1 to 1464 and encodes 487 amino acids. The record is from RefSeq and is a predicted model, not a curated record. The transcript has a single exon.